Molecule: messenger RNA, 1198 nt
Organism: Periophthalmus magnuspinnatus
Lineage: Eukaryota; Metazoa; Chordata; Actinopteri; Gobiiformes; Gobiidae
Gene: endouc
Product: endonuclease, polyU-specific C
Exons: 8
Coding region: 82-1032 (316 amino acids)
Molecular function (GO): RNA endonuclease activity
Source: RefSeq, a predicted model, not a curated record
GCAAUGGACAAACAGUAACGCCUGCUCAGUGUCAGCCCACAGUAGGAGUUGACCACGCAUCGAGUAAGAGGCAACAUCAUCAUGACUACCAGAUUGAGUUGGGUCUUGGUGCUCCUUGUCUGCAGCACUGGACUAGAUGCAGCCAGACCAGUCCUAAACCAAGAACUCAGUAAUCUGUUCAAUGAGUUUUGGAGACUGGAUACACAUCGCAUGACUCCUGGGGUAGACUACACUCUUUCAGUGCAGGGGAGGGCUGGAUUUGUGAACCAAGGCAGUGCUGUAGUACCAGACCAUGCUGCUUUACCACUUUUUUCCAACGUCAAUGAGACCAAGUUUCAAACCAUUACCACAUAUGCUAGGUUGAUCAGACUUCUGGAUAACUUCGAGCGGUCUACAGGCGUGGCUGAACAAGUUACAGCAGAUGAGCUUUUGGAAAUAAGCCAAUUCCUGGAUGCAGUGCUACAGACUCCAGUCAUGAGGCGUGCCCAUCAGUACUUGGUGAGCAAAAGGCUGUCCAGUUCUGAUCUGAGAACGUUCAAAAAUCAACUCAACCUGAUCUGGUUCCAGCUGUAUCGCCGCCAGAGGAACAGUCAACUGGACUCCAGCGGCUUUGAGCAUGUUUUUGUGGGAGAAACACGCUCUGGAAAUGAACUCAUCGGUUUCCACAACUGGGUCCAGUUUUACCUCCAGGAGAAAAAUCUACAUUUGGAUUACAAAGGAUUCAAGGCUGGCUAUCGUGAUCUUCCCGAUCAGGAUGACCACGUCCUAAACCUGCAGUUCACGUGGCACAGUGUGGUGAAGCCAGUGGGCAGUGCUUUCAUUGGGACCAGUCCUGAGUUUGAGAUGGCUCUUUACACUGUAGUGUUCCUCCUGAGCACGGAGAGGAGCACCACUGUCCUGGUCAACAUCGACCAGUGUCAGAUGGAGCUUGUGGUCAUCAGACAUGGACGCUCCAUUGAGACGGCCUAUCCCAAACUCCUGAGCAGCAACAGCAGACAUGUGCGCCCGCAGUCACAGCCACAGCCACACUGAAGCAUGAGAGCACAGAUAUUAAUAUAGUCUAAUUGUAGAAAACACAACCAUACAAGUUUAUUCUUAUUAAGCACAACUGUGGUAUGUAAUGGGAGUAGUGUAUUAGUGUCCACGUUAUUAUUGUAAGUGUAAAAUAAACACAAUGUCAUUAAAACACGAUACCCUU